Molecule: messenger RNA, 2383 nt
Organism: Trichobilharzia szidati
Lineage: Eukaryota; Metazoa; Platyhelminthes; Trematoda; Strigeidida; Schistosomatidae
Source: the annotation of a GenBank genome assembly
UGUCCAAGGACAUGGGAUGCUGAAUACCGCUUACCCGCGCUAUUCGGACGCUUUGGAACGAUGGUAUCUAAUGAAGAAGUUCUGAAUGCUCUAAAGAUUCUCCAGAAGUAUAACCUUAAGGAAGCCGAAUUAGCAUUGAAACAGGAGGCGGGGUUUAUAGAUGAAAAAGUCGCGGAAGAGUUCUUGAAAUUUAAAGCUCAAGUGAAAGAUGAACCAGAAAACUUUUGUUCCAACUAUCAGUCUGUGCUCACGUUCAUUGAUUCAGUGCCUGACAUACAUAAGGUAUACACAAGUAAAAAGCUGCGCAUAUAUGUUAUCUUAGGUGGAGUUGUCAGUUUUACUUUUUCCAAUUUUUGUAUAUAUGUAUCUGCGUCUCAUAAGUGCAAACAUUUUUGUAGAAGCCAAGAAGUUUUUAAACAUGUUCAGGAAGUAUCAAGAAGAUUUCUACCAAUCUGAUAUUAAUAUGUUAUCUAACAUCACUAGCUCAGAACAUUUGUUUAUGAACCCGCUAGUUGAGUCAUUUCGAUCUUCGGAGUUCGUCGUUAGCGUUUCUGCUGAGUCAUACUCUCUACUGCGCCAUUUUCUUCAAGAAAAAGAAAUGAAUGUUAUUCAAAGCAUCCUCAGAGAACAACUCUCAGUUGAAACCAUUAAUGGUCCUCCUAGGUCAAAAUUGCAGAUUGAUUGCCGUCGUGGUGCUUUGUUCGGAGAGGCUCGUUGUGAUGCGAAUAAAGAACCUGUUUUAUAUGGUCUGUUAAGGGAUCCUUCACUAGAUCUUCCAGUGGAGAUGGACACAGGAAAUGACUUAAAUGAUAAUGAAGGUGGUCUUGUUGAUAAUGAAGAAGGCGAUGACCAGAAUGUCGUGAAAAAGAAAAAGCGACGUGACGGUUCUGGACAUUCGAGUAGAUCGUCUUUGUUGAAGGAUGGGAGCAAGUCUGAUUCAAAUUCUCCAGCCCUUGAUCGGAUCCCAAUUCCGAAGCUUCGUGAAUCCUACAUUGAAAGUAAACAAGCUCUUUCACGAGAAAUAUCAACUCUAUUACGUAGUUAUCACCAACGAAAUCCACAAAAAUCUUCAAUUGGUACAAGUACAGUCCUUUAUACUAUUUGUAAUGCACAAGCUGGUGAAUCGACGCUAGCUAUUCGACGGGGUGGUGUAACAUGUUGUAGUUUUAGUGACGAUUCAUCACAACUAGCAGCAGGCUUUGGGUCGGGUCGCAUUCGUGUAUGGUCUUUAGGUCCUGAAUCUUUAAGGCGUAUGCUUCCAGCUUCAGAGUUGAGUUUAUUAGAUAAAGAUGAUUCACGAGUGAAAACUAAUAUGUUGUAUGAUGAAAACGGUGAGACUCACUUAACUCGAGAUCUAUUGGGCCAUUUGGGUAGUGUUUUUGGAGUUGCAUUUAGUCCCGAUCGCCAACUAAUUGCUUCGGCGAGUUCCGAUGGUACUGUGCGAUUAUGGUCAACUUUGAUUUGGGGUGGAGCUCUAACAGCUUGGCGUGAUCAUCUUUUACCUGUUUGGUGUGUUACUUGGGCACCUACCUACGGUCAUUAUAUAGCAACAGGAGGUGCUGAUCGUAGUGCUCAUUUAUAUGCUACUGAUCAUGCACCAGAUGCUUUACGUGUUUUCGUUGGACAUAAAGCGGACGUGACAUCCGUCUGUUUGCAUCCAAAUGUUAAUUAUCUUGCAACUGGCAGUGCUGAUCGAACUGUUCGAUUAUUUGAUGUUCGUUCUGGAAAAAUGACAAGAGUGUACACAGGUCAUAAGGGUUCUGUACAGAGUCUAGCAUUUUCACCCUGUGGACGUUAUUUAGCCAGUGGUGGUUGGUGUGGCACUACAUGUCUUUGGGACUUGGGAUCUGGUCUUCAAGUUGGUCAGUUGGGAGGCUAUUCAGCAUCUCGAGCUUCUGCUAAUACAUCAAGCAAUGAGUUCGACUCUCAAGAUUCAAGUCAAUGGUUAACUGGUCCAGUUGUAUCUCUCGCUUUCUGUCCAGGUAAUUCAGGGCGUCUUGCUGCAGGUGGUCUCGAGGGUGCAUUGCGAAUAUGGAAUACAGUUAAUGGUUGGUCAACUGCUACUAGCACCUCAUCUGGCAGUAAUCCUGACGAUAAAAGUUCGAAGACUAACCUUUUGGCACUGCAUCGAUUUACUAAACAGCAGUUAGUACGUCAAACAGGCAAAAGUAUUAAAGGAAGUGGAUCUAGUGGGCAAAAUAUGUUAGGCUAUUAUUCUCCAGCAACCGGUCCUGAUGUUUCUGAUGCCUGUGCCAAUGAGGUGUUCUACACUAGACGUACUUCAAUUCUUGGAUUACACUAUGUUCAUCCGUAUCUCCUUUUGGCUGCUGGACCAUAUAAUCAAACUUGAUUUUUAUAAUUAAUAUCAUUCUUUGUACAGUUA